AUGAUUGUCAAAGCUUCUUUCUCCACCUUGGCUGUGGCCACCCGGAGCGCCAUUCUGCUGCCCAGCACUUCGACAGCUGUCAUGACCACUACCAGAACAUACUCUUCUACGUCCGUUCUCAACAAGGCAUCUGCAUCAUCGUCGUCCAAGGAUAAGCCCAACUCACUGCUUCACACAUCUCAGCUCUCUCCCAGCGCACCGCCUCCCUCCAAGGAACCCUACUCCCCCGUCACAGUCGCCAUCGUCAAGGGCCUAGCGAAAUUGAUGGGCUACAACUCGCUUACAUCUACCUCGAUCCGAGUCACCUCGGACUUGUACGAUCGAUGUGCUGAACGAGCUCAUAUAGAGCGAGCUUUCUGGUACGGUGACUGCGCUCUACCGGAAACCUACCAGACCUGGUUCCAGAUUACGAAUCUUCACGUCUACCUGCUUCUCGCGCGUUUCCGAGCAUUCGACAAAGCGGCCAACAAGACGUACAGCCAAGAGUUGAUCAAUCACUUUUUCAUCGAUGCCGAGUCUCGUAUGCGCGAUCGAUUUGGUGUUCAGACGUCUAGACUCGUCAAAGGGUAUAUGCGCGAUAUGCACAUGCAGCAGCGCGGAUCGGUGCUCGGAUACGACGAAGGGUUGGCCAGUGGAGAUGCGACGUUGGCGCAGGCGGUGUGGAGGAACAUCUGGGGCGCUGGUUGGGGUACUGUGGCUGGCGUCAAGCGUAAGCUCGCAGGCGUCGAUAAAUUGGUCAAGGGCGAGAAGGACGAUCCGGAGGGUCAGCCGGUAUUGGCUAGGGAUGCUGCGAUUACGGAUCCAAGGAUCGCUUCGAGUCGCAAUGCAAGCGUCUACGCUCGAGCGGCUGCUGAAAGUCUCGGCGCUGAUCGCGCGAAUGCAGACGCUUCUACACUGGCUUCCCAAGCGCACAAUCCAGCUACGAUGCCAGCACCUGCCAACAUCCUUCCCGCCACCGACCCCCUUGCUGCUGCGCAUCCCGAGUUGGCUUUUCCCUACCACCUCCACCGCAUCGUCACCUUCAUUCGUGCCGAGUCGCUCCGCCUCGCAAACCUCUCCGACCGAGAAGUCAUGCUUGGCAGUUUGGAUCCCAAAUCACCACCAACAGCAACCUCUUCCGAACACACAUCAAAUGCCAACCUCAGCAUCGCUGCUUUCCGUCGUAUCUGA
Molecule: messenger RNA, 1170 nt
Organism: Mycosarcoma maydis (corn smut)
Lineage: Eukaryota; Fungi; Basidiomycota; Ustilaginomycetes; Ustilaginales
Exons: 1
Coding region: 1-1170 (389 amino acids)
Biological process (GO): mitochondrial respiratory chain complex III assembly
Cellular component (GO): mitochondrion
Source: RefSeq, a predicted model, not a curated record